CAUGCACGCUUCGCUUCCCCGCACACCGAACUGGCCCGUUGUUCCUUUCGUCCGAUCAUUGUGUCUGCUACAGUGUAUAGUAACAGAUAGCACCAAGCGCGAGGAACUGUGGGCCCCUGCCAAAGACUAGAAUGUUACAGUUCGCACGCGCCAGCGCCACAGCGAGUAGACAUGGCUUAGGCAGUAGCCAUACUAGUGCUCCAGUAUCAGCACACACGGGGCUAACUCUGCGGCCAUGCGGCAUACCGCUGACCCAGCCUCGCGCCGCCGGGCGCCUCCACCCCUCGGGGCUGGCGGCGGUCUGCGGCAGCUACUGCCGCUAGCCGCCUGGGCCCGUCAAGCCGCACCAGCGCCCGCCACUGGCGCACCUGCAGCAGCUGGGGCGCGCAGCUGUCGCCUGCAGCCGGGGCGGCGCGCGCAGCAGCAGGUGCUGGCGGCUGCGGGGAGGUACGGCAGUGGCAGCCGCAGUAGCAGUGACGGUGGGGGAAGGGCAGGCAGGGGCAGGGCAGGCGGCGGCGGCGGCGGCAGGGCGCGUGACCCCGCGGAUGACAUGACCGUGUGUCGGACUCUGGACGAGCUGCAAGUAGUCAUUGAUCAGCGGCUGGCGGUGUGGUGCGAGCGGCAAGACGUAAUGACCAUGUCAGCUGCCUUCAACCUGUGUGGCAAGCUGGAGUCGUCACACGCCGGGCCGGCUGCCACAGCCGCGGCCCGUGCCGGCAUCAUGGCGGCCCUUGCGCCUGCUCUCCUUCCGCUCGUGCCGCGCAUCCGCCAGCCGGCCAGCUGCAGCAUUCCGCUGUGGGCGCUGGCGAAGGCCGGGGCUGCCAGCGACGGGCGUGUGGAGUCACAGCUGGCGCCGGCGCUGCUGCAGCGGCUUGUGAAUCCAGUGUUGCUGGGGAUGGCGAAGCCGCAAGAGCUGUCGAACGCGCUGUAUGCCCUGGGCAAGCUGCGGGAGGACCAGCAGCAGCGGGGCUCGGGCUGGGACCCCACCUCAUCGCCGCAUCUGAUCGCACUGGCGGGCGCAGUGGCCUCGCGGCUGCGUGGGGCGCUGGGACAUGGCUUCGAGCCGCAGCAUGUUUCCAACACCCUGUGGGCGUGCGCCAAGCUGGGAUACCGAGACUCAUACCUUCUGUUGCCGCUGGCGGAGGCGACUGCAGCCCUUGCCCGGGACAUGAAUGCGCAAGAUGUGGCCAACAACCUGUGGGCCCUAGAGGUCCUUGGCUGCACCGGACCGGAGUUUCGGGCAGUGCUAGAGGCGCUGUGUGGUGCGGCUCUCCGGCGAUUCCAGACACCGAAGGAAACUGCAGCGUUCAAGCCGCAGGGCCUGUCCAACAUCCUGCUGGCGCUGGAGGGGCUGCAGCUGGGAGGCACGCAGUCUGAGCAGCUGGCGGCGGCAGUAGCAGUGGAGGCCAUGCGGCGGGGCUUUGCCGGCUGUAACCCACAGGAGCUCAGCAACUCGGCGUGGGCCCUGGCCAAGAUGGGGUAUGGGGCCGGUGCAACGUCGCAAGCCAUGAAGCAGAGCCCCUGGUACGCGGCUGUGGCGGCCGCAGCUCAGCGGCCCGGGGUCAUGGCCGGCGCCAAGCCGCAGGCCUGGGCCAACCUGCUGUACGCGCUUGCGUUGGUGCGCCACCAGCCGCCACCAGCGCUGCUUGACGCAGGCGCCGUGGCGGCGAUGCAGCGAGGCAAUGCACAGGACUGUGCAAACACGCUCUGGGCGCUGGCGGUGCUGCAGCUGCGUCACGCCGGCUUGGAGGCGGCGGUGUGCGGCCGGCUGGGCGAGCUGCUGCGGCUAGGCCCGGAGUCGCUUGCUGAACAGAACCUUUGCAACAGCCUGUGGGCGCUGGCGGUGCUGGCAGGCGGCGGUGGCCCUGCUACCCCGGCUGCAGCUGCGCUGGCCCCAGCGCUUGCCCGUGAGGCCGUGCGAUGGCGUGAGGAGCUCAAUGGAGACGGCUUGAGGCAGCUCUGGCAGGCGCGACAGCAGUUGGGCGGCGAGGUGGCGGAGGCGCUUGCCCGCAGCCCCGACCUGCUAGCCGCGAUGGAGGCGGCGGUAGCUGCCGAACGGGCGACGGGAUUGAACACCAGCCGUACGCAGGAGCAGGUGGCAGAGGCGCUUCGACGACUGCUGCAGAAGGGCCGCCUGCCCAUCGUUUUGGUGCAGACAGAGGUGGUGGCGGAGGGCGUGCUGGGGCGUGUGGACAUUGUGGCGGACUGGAGCGAUGGGCGCAGAUUGGCCAUUGAGGUGGACGGGCCGGACCACUUUCUCACCAACCGCAAGGACGACCCGUCCGCGGUUAUCGGGUCCACGGCCCUGCGUAACCGGCAGCUGCGGCGGGCGUUUGGGGAGGGCGGCCUGGUGUGUGUGCCGUACUGGGAGUGGGACGAGCGGCAGACUCCUUCCUUUCAGGAGGCCUACCUGCUGCAGCGGCUGCAGGAUCUGCUAUCGGGCGCUCCUUCAGGAGCAGCAGCAGGAGGGGAAGGCAGCGCGGCCGCCCCUCGCCGCAAGCAGCAGCGGACGACUCAGCCGCAGCCGGACACUGCCGGCACCACCACCACCGCCACCACCACCGCUGUCAGCAGCCAGACGAGGCGCAUCCUCGUUGUCCGCAGGAAGGCGCCAAAGCAGGACCUGCAGCACGACGCCACCUGCGACGCACCGUCAGCCUCAGGUGCGGGUCCGGCGGAGGCGGUGGCGGAGGUUGCGACAAGUGGCGGCCCUCGGCCUGCCGCCGCGGGUGCCGACGUGGCAUGGGCUCCUGGGCAGCAGCAGCAACAGCGACAGCGACAGCUGCAGCAGCCGUCGAGGCCGGAGCCGGAAGCUGUGGCCGCUGCUGUGGGCAGACGCCGCAGGCCUGCUGCGAAGGACCCGCAGCCACAGCAGCAGCAGACACGGCCGCCGCCGCAGAACACAAGGAAGCGAGCGGCUGCUUCGAACGCACACGCGGCUGCUGCAGCUGCUUAGCAAGCCCCCUUGGGUGGAUUUGCAGGGGCGGCUGGCGCGGCGUCCCACCCGUUUGGCGGAGUUUGUGUUGUGCCCGGUGCUGCUGCUGCCAUAAACACACACGUUGAGGCGGGCGUGGAGGAGCAUGCAGGUGGCAAAGCAUAGCCAACGAGGCGGACAUAGGAGGAGCAGGCGUUGAGAAUUGAGUCGGCGUGAUGACUUGCAUAGGAAUGAGUUGGGUGGGGCUUGGGCUCCAAUUGUCGCUUGGUGAACCGGGCGUGUGCGCGCAUAGCAAGUUGAAGGAAGAACGAGGUUGGGUCAUUGCGGAGACUGUAGCAGAGGCUGUGCUGUGGUAGAGGUUGUGAGAGGGGCUGUGGCUUGUGGGUCUUUGGCGGGUGUCGACACGUCGGCAGACACAAACACAGACGACGCUCUGGUCUGUAGGGCGCGUGCGGAAGCCUUGGGCUUGCCAUAAUUGUGAGCAGGUGUGUGAGGUAAGGUGGUCUGUGCGUAGGAUGGCAAUGAGGUGACGUAUGCGGGGGGGGACUGCGGCGGCGGGCGGCGGCCUCGAUUCCUGCUUGCAUACAGGAGCGGUCGUUUGGCCGGGCCACCUACCGUGCUGGUGUAACAAGAGGAUUGU
Chlamydomonas reinhardtii is the source of this 3575-nucleotide messenger RNA. RefSeq lists its product as uncharacterized. The record is from RefSeq and is a predicted model, not a curated record. Gene Ontology annotation, molecular function: RNA binding. Gene Ontology annotation, biological process: chloroplast rRNA processing; regulation of mitochondrial mRNA stability; mitochondrial RNA processing. NCBI's taxonomy places the organism in Eukaryota, Viridiplantae, Chlorophyta, Chlorophyceae, Chlamydomonadales, Chlamydomonadaceae. Gene Ontology annotation, cellular component: mitochondrial matrix; ribonucleoprotein granule. The coding region runs from base 236 to 2956 and encodes 906 amino acids. The transcript is spliced from 4 exons.